Messenger RNA from Rhincodon typus (whale shark), 2334 nucleotides. RefSeq names its product zinc finger protein 271-like. The transcript has 3 exons. The coding region runs from base 509 to 2209 and encodes 566 amino acids. The record is from RefSeq and is a predicted model, not a curated record. NCBI's taxonomy places the organism in Eukaryota, Metazoa, Chordata, Chondrichthyes, Orectolobiformes, Rhincodontidae.
CUUCCUAUAGGGACUGAAAACCAAGUGAGGAGAUGAAGAAUUGGACCGUACCAGACCAGAAAUUACAGAGAGGAUAGACACCGCAGAUAGAUCCUGACCAUCACUCAAGGAACAACUGCAUAACUUUGGAAAGACAUCCAAUCCCUUUGCAGCUUUGCUCACCACAGAGCAAGUUGGGUAGUGAAACCAUCAUCUGGAAAUCAGUCAGGUCAGGGAAGCUUUGAGAUAUCAUCAGAUCUGAAACUGGUCAGUGGUGUGGAGCCUUCCAUCCGAACCAACCUUUCUGAAGGUUCGGCUGUGGGUGAUUGGUCAGGAUGAGGCUGGGAAGAAGUGUGAGUGGCUCCAAGUGUGAUGAGAGCUUCAGUCAUUCAUCAAGUCUCAUGAACCACUGACUCAUUCCUGCAGACGAAAGGCUGUUCAAGUGUGUGACAAGGUCUCCCCAGGUUCAUAGCUUCUCCUAAUACACAAAGUGUAUCUGGUGUAGAGCUAUUUGCACAAGGGCAGCUACAUGGAAGGGAAGUCAUUCAAGUGCGAGGCGUGUGGCAGAGCCUUCACACGGUUUUCGACGCUCAUGAAUCACCGGCGCAUUCACACAGGGGAGAAGCCGUUCCAGUGCGAGGUGUGCAACCAAGCAUUCACAUGGCCGACAAAUCUCACGCAGCACCGACGCAUUCACACCGGGGAGAAGCCGUUCGAAUGUGAGAUGUGCGGUAAAAGCUUCGCCCAGUCCUCAGCCCUGGCGGAUCACCGGCGCCUUCACACAGGGGAGAAACCGUUCAUGUGCGAGGUGUGUACAAAGUCAUUCUCACAGUUGUCAUCCCUCCGGGCACACCAGCGCCUUCACACAGGGGAGAAACCAUUCACCUGUGAGGUGUGUGACAAAUCCUUCUCGCACCCGUCACACUUCCGUGUGCACCAGCGCGUUCACGCUGAGGAGAAGCCGUUCAGUUGCAAGGUGUGUGACAGAAGCUUCACAAAUUCGUCCGUGCUCCUGAUGCACCAACGCGUUCACACAGAGGAGAAGCCCUUCACGUGCAAUGUGUGUGACAAAGCAUUUAGCCACACCUCUGCUCUCCUGACACACCAGCGAGUGCACACCGGCGAGAAACCGUUCAAGUGCGAGGUCUGCUCCCAAGCCUUCGCGCACUCGUCGACACUUGCGAACCACCGGCGCACCCAUACCGGGGAGAGGCCGUUCGCAUGUGAGGUGUGCAACGAGCGCUUUGCCCAAUUAUCACGGCUCGUGAGUCACCGGCGCUCCCACACGGGGGAGAAGCCGUUCACGUGCAAUGUGUGUGACAAGUCGUUUUCUCGGUCGUCCAUCCUGCGCGAACACGCACGCAUUCACACCGGGGAGAAGCCGUUCAAGUGCAAGGUGUGUGACAAAUUGUUCUCACACGCAUCUCACUUCCGUGUCCACCAACGCACUCAUACUGGGGAGAAACCAUUCACCUGCAAAGUGUGCUGCAAAUCCUUUUCGCGGUCCUCGACUCUCCGUGUGCACCAACGCAGACACACUGGAGAAACUAAACGCUUCAAGUGUGAGGUUUGUGACAAAGCUUUUGUAAAGUCUACGCACCUCCUGAUACACCAGGGGAUUCACACGGGGGAGAAACCCUUCACGUGUACAGUGUGUCAGGCAGCAUUCACCCAAUCCUCCAAUCUCCAGACACACCAGCGAUUUCACACAGGAGAGAAGCCAUACAUGUGCGAGGUGUGUGACAAAUCUUUCUCACAGUCAUCAGACCUCUGCAGGCACCAACGGAGUCACACAGGGACAAAACCAUUCAGGUGCAAAUUUUGCGAGAUAUCGUUCUCAUUGUUAUUUGCUCUCCGCCGACACCAACGCAUUCACACAGGGGAGAAACCAUUCUUGUGUAAGGUUUGUAACAAAUCCUUUGUACAAUCAUCAAGCCUCCGCGAGCACCAACGUAUUCACACAGGUGAGAAACCAUUCAGUUGCGAGACUUGUGACAAAUCAUUCUCGCGGUCAGCAAACCUCCGGACGCACCAACGCAUUCACACAGGGGAGAAACUGUUCAAAUGUGAGGCAUGUAACAAAUCAUUCCCUGACUCCUCCAGACUUUUGCUCCACCAGAGGAUUCACACAGGGGAGAAACCAUUCAGGUGCGAAGUGUGUGAAAAAACAUUCUCAACAUCAUCAAACCUCCACAGACACAAACGCACUCACACACGACCCACAAGCUAGGGAAGCAGAUGAACGUCACUAACAUGCGGUGGAGAGCUGCACCCUCUUUGAAGGAAGUUGAUGCUGGUGCGGAGCGUGAAAUUUUCCAGAUUCAAAAAGAAGCAGCAGCACUGAAAGUCAUCAAC